AUGGCGCAGUGCACGUUGGGCGAUUUGCUGAACGUGCUGCAGUAUCAGUUCGAUCCUUGCCGCACAGCUUGUCCGCUGGUGCACUGCAGUUGCGGAGCGAUUGCAACCGCUAGGACUUUGCGCAAGGGUCGGGCAACAGUGGCUGUCAAAAGAACAGCUACAGGAUGGUGUGCGGCGGAAGAUCCCGCCCGUCACUUUUGGUUCUUUGCUGGAACACCUUCCACUGUGCAAGAGACGCUGGGUGAACACAGCUCCUUCUGCAUGCCGGCACCAGACGCGACGCGACAUCUUUAUUUUGCCCAUCGCUUGCGGACACGUGGUUCCGUCACUUCUCUGAUCCGCAAGUUUGCCCAACCCUUCGAUGCUGAGAAAGCCAUUGCGAGCAGCAACAGGUGCCCCGCAUGGAAGCAGAGGUUUCAAUCAUUCAUUGAUGUUUCUCAUGAUGUAUGCGGUGGAAGUGAGAUUUCCAUUGUGCCAGCCUUGACCGGUGAGUUCUUGUUCCCUUGCUUCGUAGAGCCUGAGGAAACGGGCUCCAGAUUGCCUGACUUGGUGCGUUCCGCAGCAGCCAGGUCUUGCAAGGCUCGCUUCUAUUGCUUUGAUGCGUUGGCCUGCAACAGCGGCGGGAUGUUGCACGAUUCAGCAACAUGGGGGGAUCUCGGCCGUCCACAAGCCUUGCAAGUUGUCAGAAAGCCGGAGGCGCGGCGCCUAGCAGCGGAUCUGAUCAAUGCCAUUGAGGCAAGUGAUGUUGGUGGGGUUCGACGCAUUUUGGCCGAAGGACAAGACGGUCAGCCUUCAGACAUUGCGCAGCCUGUCCAUGAAACCGCUCAGGAUCAUGUGCAUGCGGCCGAUGGUUCCACCGACAACCCAGCGUGUGCGUGUGCUGGUUUAAAACCGCGAAGGGUCAUGAAAGGUAAGACAGGGUGGAAAAAUUGA
Messenger RNA from Cladocopium goreaui, 933 nucleotides. Lineage: Eukaryota; Dinophyceae; Suessiales; Symbiodiniaceae. The record is from the annotation of a GenBank genome assembly.